Nematolebias whitei (Rio pearlfish) is the source of this 328-nucleotide messenger RNA. RefSeq names its product syntaxin-binding protein 5-like. The transcript has 2 exons. NCBI's taxonomy places the organism in Eukaryota, Metazoa, Chordata, Actinopteri, Cyprinodontiformes, Rivulidae. The annotation marks the transcript as partial. The record is from RefSeq and is a predicted model, not a curated record.
AGGGCAAUGCUUCAGCAGUUACAUGGGGUCACUAUGUACUCCCACGACGAGCACCACACCACCACCUCCUACUGCUGGAAUGAGAGAGAGAGUCGUGAAAACUCCUUCAGCCGCUCGCGCAGCUCUAGUGUGUCUAGCAUUGACCGGGACACCAAAGAGGCUGUCACCACACUGCAGUUUGGGGAGUCAUACGGACGCAAGAGUGAUGCCCUGCCCACACCAUGUCUGUGGGUGGGCACUAGCUUAGGAGUGGUCCUGCUCAUUCCAAUGUCCAUCCCUCUGGACCAGGAGGAAAGGAUGGAGGAGCCCGUCACCAUCGGCCCCAGUG